Messenger RNA from Paramecium octaurelia, 283 nucleotides. The record is from the annotation of a GenBank genome assembly. Lineage: Eukaryota; Ciliophora; Oligohymenophorea; Peniculida; Parameciidae.
AUGUAAGAAAUCCAAUAAUCAUCACCAUCAAUUAUCCAGCAAACGUAGUCUAAAAUUGAAGAAAGUUUAUUAGAAGUCGGGUAUCAAAUAGAUGUACUUCUCAAUUUAUAUUUUUUAAUCUGCUUUUGCUAGAAUAGAGGACUUAAUUGACUCACUUCUUCUGAUGCCAUUCAAAAACAUCAACCAUUCAACAGGGCUAUAUUUUGAAUUACCUUAAUGUGAUUUAUUUUCUAUCUCUGGGUUUAAAUACUAGUAACAAACUUUCGAAAGCGUGACUCCUUGA